GAGCCGGACAGUUUGAACAGACGGGGCAAAGCGAUUUUAACUGACAACGUAAAUGCCAAACAAGAGUCGAGAUUCGACAUAGAAACCAUCCACCUGGAGAUGUCCUCAGAUGAAGAGCAAGUGAGCGGCCCGGUUAUACCCAAAUCUAGUCGAGGAAGCUCUGUCUCAUCUGAGCUGCAGGAGGAAUAUGAAGAGCUACUUCGCUAUGCAGUUGUCACACCAAAGACCGACACUUUUAAAGGUGCACGCUUGCAGGCACCAGACACUGCGCAUCUGUCUGGAGCGGGUCAGGCUUCCCUCAGAACAGAACAUGCAAAACCUCAUCUCCCACCAGACCCAGCGACAGAGGUCGACCAGGGAAGGCCAAGCACCAGUGUUGCUUCCUCGGGAGCUUCUCCGCUCUUUGUUCCACAUUCAAGAGCAUCUCGUGCUGAACAGUGGUUGAGUCGGACAGCUGUCAGAGAUUUGGCAAUUUCAGAAGCUCCGUCAGACAGAUUGCACACACCAUCAGUGAGGUCAAGGUCAAACAGCCCUGACCCCGCUGCACCCGCGCCAACAGAAGUGUUCAUCUGUGAGGAGAAGAUCACCUCGAUGGGGAACAUCCUGGACAUGUGCAGCAACCAGCUGAAGACAAACGUCAUCAUGGAACUCCGAAAGUGGAAGCUCAUUUUCAUGGAGCAACACCAGCAGGAGAUGAAGAAGGAAAAGGAAAGACAAGCUGCUCUCACAGCUGAUCUGAGGUCCGAGAAUGACAGUCUGAAGGAACUGAUCCGCACCUAUGAGACGUCAGCCCAGAGGAAAGAUGAGGUCAUCGUAAACCUGAAGCAGGUUCUGCAAAAACAAAAGGAAAACCUGGAGAGGAUGAAAACCUUCACACAGUGGAGGCUGAAACACACCGAAGCAAAAGAAGAGGCUUACGCUUUACAGGUGGCAGACAAGCACUACAGCAUGCAGCUGAAGAGGAAGGUGUGGCUGGGCUGGCACUCUCUGAUCCAGAAACACUGGAAGGUCAAAGUGGAGCGGGCCUGUCGUGCCAGGGCGGAGGAGGUCUGCACUCAGCUGUCGACGGAUUAUGAGGCCAAGCUGGCGGACCACUGUGAGGCUUUGGAAAAGGCUCAUGCUGAGAUCCAGAGACUUCGACUAGAGCGAGAGCGAUAUGAGGAGUCGAUGAAGAAAGCUUUUAUGAGAGGCGUGUGUGCGCUCAACAUGGAGGCGCUUCACAUGUUCAGCCCCACAGAGGGAAGGCCAGAAGCACCAGAUACAGAGUCUUUCCCUCCAAGAGAUGAGAUGGUUUCUGCCACGAGGGACAGCCCGGGUCACUUUGAGCCUCCAGGCCCUUCGACUCACUACGACAGUGACGACAUGAUGGGUGCACCUUCUUCCAGGGCAGACGGCCUUCCCACCACCUCAGUAAUGCACAGCUCUUUGCCACCAGGGGGCAGUAAAGGCUUCAACAGACAGGGCGCCGGACGGGCUGCUGCAUCGAGCCAACAAAAACCUGCAAAGACCAUCACAGCUCGCAUUACGGCACGAUCAGAUGUCGGUAGAAACCCGCGGGCUAAUCUACGGGUGAUGGGUGUGGCUCCGCCCAUGACGUCUGUCGUUGUCGAGCGUCACCACCCCGUCACACAGCUCACCAUCGGACAGGCUACUGCGGCAAAGUUUCCUCGGUCCUCCCAGCAAGUCCCCGGCCCCUCAGGAGUCAAAGCUUCUUCACGGCACGGCGGCAGCUGCCAGGGACACGCCAUUAAAGUAGUCGACUAGUUUACUUUCAGGGACUGCUUCUGGAUUUUAAUGUUCUUUUGUUUUUUGUUUUUCACAAAUGUGAAUUUAUUUAUACGCAGUUGUACAUCAAUGUACCACAUGGUGGAGAGGUUUUAAGUAUUUAUGUUUUUAUCCACACGAGUCCAUCCAGCACACAAUUGAGGGAAUGAACUUCAAUCGUGUUUUUAAUAAAUGACUUCACCUUAC
Synchiropus splendidus (mandarinfish) is the source of this 1971-nucleotide messenger RNA. It is a transcript of the gene poc5, whose product is annotated as POC5 centriolar protein homolog (Chlamydomonas). Lineage: Eukaryota; Metazoa; Chordata; Actinopteri; Syngnathiformes; Callionymidae. Bases 100 to 1764 code for a protein of 554 amino acids. The transcript is spliced from 13 exons. The record is from RefSeq and is a predicted model, not a curated record. Gene Ontology annotation, cellular component: centrosome.